AUGAAUGCAACCCCCGAGAUCAUGGCCCGCAAAGGCGAGCCUGACCCAGACAGCUUCGUCAAAGCCGACGCCUUCACAAAGGAAACAUACAGAGACCUCUACCCCGCCAUCAACCCCACACGCCCCAAUCUCUCGCAAAGUGGGAAGGUAGUGAUCAUCACAGGCGCGAGCCGCGGACUGGGACGAUCUUCCUUUGCUGCGUCGUUUGCACGCGCCCGUGCAGAUGCCAUCAUUCUUCUGGCGCGAUCGAGGGAAAAUCUGGCCGAGACGGAGAAGAUGGUCGAGAAUAUCAAUCCGUCUACAGAAGUCCAUUCAAUUGCCGUGGAUAUCAGUGACCACCACGCUGUCAAGCGUGCAUUCGACGAGAUCAGCGAGCGGCUCGGGGCUCGUACGCCACAGGUCCUCGUGAAUAAUGCUGGGGUGGUCUCUUCGCAAACUCCGAUGGUGGAUGACGACCCAGACUUCUGGUGGAGGACUCAGGAAGUCAACCUCCGGGGUACGUUCAACGUCACUCACGCGUUUCUGAAAAUGGUUGGCCCGAGCCCUGCUGCUUCGACGACAGUCAUCAACAUCACCUCCGCGGCAGGCCACUACGUGAGUCCGAAUCUGAGCUCUUACAGUAUUAGCAAACUGGCCAUCACGCAGUUCACUGCGUAUCUUAAUGCUGAACUUCCACAUAUCACCAGUGUGAGCCUUCACCCCGGCAUGGUCCUUACAGAUAUGGGAAGAAGUGUCCCUUGGCUAGCACCGUUCAUGAAAGAUACGGCGGAGCUAUGCGGUGGUACUGCCGUCUGGCUGGCCAGCGGGGAUAAACACUUCUUGUCGGGGAGGUACGUAGCUGCUAAUUGGGAUGUAGAAGAGCUGGAGGCGAGGAAGGAGGAGAUUGUUCAAGAGAAUCUGCUUACUGUUCGUCUCACUGGGCGCUUUGGGGAGUAG
Messenger RNA from Aspergillus lentulus, 936 nucleotides. RefSeq names its product SDR family NAD(P)-dependent oxidoreductase. NCBI's taxonomy places the organism in Eukaryota, Fungi, Ascomycota, Eurotiomycetes, Eurotiales, Aspergillaceae. Gene Ontology annotation, molecular function: oxidoreductase activity, acting on the CH-OH group of donors, NAD or NADP as acceptor. The record is from RefSeq and is a predicted model, not a curated record.